Messenger RNA from Spathaspora passalidarum NRRL Y-27907, 1722 nucleotides. RefSeq lists its product as uncharacterized. Lineage: Eukaryota; Fungi; Ascomycota; Pichiomycetes; Serinales; Debaryomycetaceae. Bases 13 to 1674 code for a protein of 553 amino acids. The record is from RefSeq and is a predicted model, not a curated record. The transcript has a single exon.
AAUGAUACAACUAUGAUCAAAGUCAUAGUAACCUGGCUAUGGUUCAUUCAUAUUAUUCUAUGUCUUGAAAACUGGCCCACCUUAUCAGAUACCCUCCAAGUGGCUAUCAGGUCUCAACGUGAUGUUUCCAUGACUGUCCCUAUUGACCAAAUAUCCAACGCUGGUGGGUCCUUAAAUUCAAUGAUAUUUGACCAAUAUGGUUAUACUAUGGAUAGUAUGAGUUAUGUUGACAAUUUCUUAACUGUUGGUGUACAAACAUUCAUGGUUGAUUUAUAUUGGAACGAAUUCACACAAGUAUGGCAACUUUGCCCUGCCCCUAUACCAAACAAUGUCACGAGUAAUAUCGUAGACAUUAAUUGGAAUAACAGAAGCUAUAAAUGUGACACAAACAUAAGUACUCAGACUUUCCUUAAUCGAUUUAACAACUUUAUUUUGGAAACCAAUACUAAUUUUGAAGUGAGUUUAAUCACGGUACUACUUAAUUUAAAAUCAAUUCAUUAUACUAAAUCGAAUAUGACCAUAGGGUACGAUCUGCUUUUUAAUCAUACCAUCCCAGGAAAUUCAACCUUGAAUGCUACAUUUUCAGGCCUUGGCACUUCAUUAUUUACUCCAGAGGUUUUGCAAACUUAUAGAAAUACCGUGGCCGUAGACACUACCAACAUGGGGUUUUAUAACCUGUCCAGUGCAUUGAUGCCUUCAUUAAACAUGGUAUUGUAUACUGAAUUAAGGAGAAUUAUGUUGAAUGUCGUGUCUAAUGAAUUGAUUUCUUCUACAAGAGGAUAUACCAUUACAGAAAAUGAUAAAAUGGGACUUUUCUUUAAUGACACACUACCCACGAGUAUUAAGGCUACAAAUUCUGAAUCCAUGACUCAUUUGUGUCAAAAUUUAGUGGAAAAUUUCGAUACAGAAAGAACAAAUUUCAGAUUUAUUAUCGAUAAUGACUUUGACCCUUUUACAUUAUCUACCGUCAGACAGUACAUCCGAUGUGGAUUAACUCCGAUUUUCAAUGCUACUGCUUAUAAAGUUAAUCUGACACGUAUACGAGAUCUUGGCCAGAUUUUUAAUGCAUUCAUUCCAUACCUGCUUUGGUCGUGGGCCCCAUUCCAACCGGUAACACCGAAUAACCAAUUUACAAAUUCAUCAUCUAUGUCCAAUGGUACUAUUCCAUAUAGAUGUGUUUUGCUUAAUACAAAUGGUUGGGAGGUGGCCAACUGUUAUGAUUCAUACCCAUUUGCGUGUCAAAACCUGUCUUCACCCCAUGAUUGGUAUAUAGACCCAAAUAAGCAGAAAUCAUACUUUGAUAUAGAUCAUGACGAUUGUCCCGAGGAUUUUAAAUUUAGUUUACCUCGACUGAAUGGAGAAAUGCUAUCAUUAAUGAAUAUGACCGAUACUGAAGUGUUGCCUAUAUGGAUAGACUUGAAUGAUCUUACGGUGGAUAAUUGUUUUGUUUCGGGUGGACCAUAUGCCGAAUGUCCUUAUCUGAAAACAAUUACUGCAAAUACAUUUGUUAAAUCUAUUGCUCCCAGUGUUGUAGUUGGUGUUGUUAUAUUGAUCUUAAUCUUUUUCGAGAAAGUAUUUAGACUGAAUCCGAUACAAACCAAUCGAAAAAGGUAUUGGAAACGAACUCUACAAGAUUAUUAUGAGAAGAACGACUAUGAAGGUGUUCCAUCAUAACCGGGAUUUAUAUAUAUAUAACUUAAUAUGCAGGACAUUAUUAUAGUG